Paramecium tetraurelia is the source of this 1509-nucleotide messenger RNA. RefSeq lists its product as uncharacterized. The transcript has 4 exons. Gene Ontology annotation, molecular function: transmembrane transporter activity. Gene Ontology annotation, cellular component: membrane. Lineage: Eukaryota; Ciliophora; Oligohymenophorea; Peniculida; Parameciidae. Gene Ontology annotation, biological process: transmembrane transport. The record is from RefSeq and is a predicted model, not a curated record.
AUGACGGAAGAAAUAUACGAAUAAGUGCAAUUAGAGAAACUAAGAAUGUCUGAAUCAAAAAAAGUUGAUGAUUAACAAAGUAUUCAAAUGAGAAAAUUGGUGUCCAAUACUGAGAAUAAUAGUAAUCACAAUUAAGAACCUCUUUUCUCAUUUGACCAGUUGCUAUCCAAGGUAGGAUUUGGAUCCUAUUAAUUAUGGAUUUACUCAAUAAUGGGGCUGUUGGGUGUAGCAGAAGGUGCUUAAAUCACUUUGUUUACAUUAAUGAUACCUAUUCUUAAGAACUAAUGGAAUGUUCCUGACUCAUUAAAUUCACUCCAAGCAAGUUUUGUUUUUGUUGGGUUUUUAACUGGUUCUAUGAUGUCAGGUUAAUUUUCAGAUCGUUUUGGUAGGCGAGGUCCCUUUCUAUACAGUUCAUUCUUAACUUGUCUAGUGACUUUGGGAACUAUUUUAUGUUAGGAUAUAUACUAAUUAUUAUUUGUAAGAGGAAUCAUGGGAGUUUUGAUUGGAUUCUUUUCACCUUGUGGGGUGACAAUGCUUUCUGAAAUAACUCAAAUAGAAUUAAGAGGUAGAUAUAUGAGUCUUAUUACACUGACUUUUUCAUUGGGAUAAUUAUUUGGCUUGUGGGUUGCUUCAUUCUUCUUGAUCAAUUUCGAUGAUGGUAAUUGGAGAGCCAUGACAUUUUAUUGUGCAAUUCCAGGAAUGUUGGCCUGGUUGUUAUGUGUAUUGAAAUUAUAGGAGUCAGCCAGAUUUGCAUUAUUGACUGGAAGAAAGGAGGAAGCAUUUGAGAUUAUUUAAUAAAUGACUACAUUAAACAAUUCUCAGUUUGUUUUGACAGAUGAUGUCAAAUCAUAAUUGAUAAAUUGGGCGAAUAUGAUGAAUAAGAUUGCAAAAUAAUAAGAGAAUGCAUCAAUAUCAUCAUUGUUUGAUAAAGAGAAGUGGUUUGUAACUUGUUUGGUCUGGUUUAACUGGUUCACCCUUUCCUUUAUCUACUAUGGGAUUGUAAUGAUGUUGCCUACAUUUUUACAAGGCCUUAACUUGGGAGAUUCUUAUUUGGCUGUACAUAAACUAUUAUAAUUGGUGAUAUCAUCAAUAAGUGAUAUAUUUGGAGCAGCAGCAGCAUCAGUAAUCAUAGAUAUAAAAUAUUUGGGAAGGAAGAAUUCACUAAUUUUAUUCUAUUUUAUUUAAGCAUUGGGUUGUGUUGCUGCCUAUUUUGAUGAUCCAAGUAGAUUUAUGUUAUGGACAAAUUUCUGUAAAUUCUUUCUAUCUAUGACUUUUAUUUUUUCAUUUUAAUACACAGCUGAAGUGUAUUCAACUAAAAUCCGUACAACUGGAGUCGGAAUGGCAAACGGAGUAGGCAGAUUAGGUGGAGUUAUAAUGCCAUGGAUCUGUCUUUAUUUGUCAUCAAUGGAUCUUUUAAGUCCAUUUUUGUUAUUUACAGUCAUUUCAUUUAUGACCAGUCUCACUAAUUGUUUUUUACCUUAUGACACUCUGGGCAAGGAAAUAGAAUGA